CUCUCAGAGAGCGGAGCUACACUGGUGCUGAGGCCUGGGCACUGGCAGCUCUCCCGGGAGGCGAGCAAGGAAGGCAGUGGCCCGGACCUUGCACCGCGGAGCACAGGGAGGGGACGGGACUCUUUGACGUGGCGGAGGGGUCUGACGGUGUCCGACACGCCGCCAUCUUUGGUCCAGUGCUGCGGCGGAGGCUGUGGUGAAGGAGGAGGAGGAGCCGACGGCGCUGGCACCGAGGCCUGACCAUGGAUGAGGAAUACGAUGUGAUCGUGCUGGGCACCGGCCUCACAGAAUGCAUCCUGUCAGGCAUCAUGUCUGUGAACGGGAAGAAGGUACUGCACAUGGACCGGAACCCCUACUAUGGGGGUGAGAGCUCCUCUAUCACACCCCUGGAGGAGCUGUAUAAGCGUUUUCAGUUGCUGGAGGGGCCACCUGAGUCAAUGGGCCGGGGCCGAGACUGGAAUGUUGACCUGAUCCCCAAAUUCCUCAUGGCCAAUGGGCAGCUGGUAAAGAUGCUACUGUACACAGAGGUGACUCGCUACUUGGACUUCAAGGUGGUGGAAGGCAGCUUUGUCUACAAGGGAGGCAAGAUCUACAAAGUGCCAUCCACUGAGACUGAAGCCUUGGCUUCUAAUCUGAUGGGUAUGUUUGAGAAACGGCGCUUCCGCAAGUUCCUAGUGUUUGUGGCAAACUUUGAUGAGAAUGACCCCAAGACCUUUGAGGGCGUCGACCCCGAGAUCACAAGCAUGCGUGAUGUCUACCGGAAGUUCGACCUGGGCCAGGACGUCAUUGACUUCACUGGCCACGCCCUGGCGCUCUACCGCACUGAUGACUACUUGGACCAGCCCUGUCUUGAGACCAUCAAUCGCAUCAAGUUGUACAGCGAGUCCCUGGCCCGGUAUGGCAAGAGCCCGUAUUUAUACCCACUCUAUGGCCUUGGAGAGCUGCCUCAAGGCUUUGCGAGAUUGAGUGCCAUCUAUGGGGGGACGUACAUGCUGAACAAACCUGUGGAUGACAUCAUCAUGGAGAACGGCAAGGUGGUGGGUGUGAAGUCUGAGGGAGAGGUGGCCCGAUGCAAGCAGCUGAUCUGUGACCCCAGCUAUGUUCCAGACCGUGUGCGAAAGGCUGGCCAGGUUAUCCGCAUCAUCUGUAUCCUUAGCCACCCCAUCAAGAACACCAACGAUGCCAACUCCUGCCAAAUCAUCAUCCCCCAGAACCAGGUUAACAGGAAGUCAGACAUCUAUGUGUGCAUGAUCUCCUAUGCACACAACGUGGCUGCUCAGGGCAAAUACAUCGCCAUUGCCAGCACCACGGUGGAGACCACGGAGCCUGAAAAGGAGGUUGAGCCCGCCCUGGAGCUGCUGGAGCCCAUUGACCAGAAGUUUGUGGCCAUCAGUGACUUGUAUGAACCUAUUGACGAUGGGUCUGAGAGCCAGGUGUUCUGUUCCUGCUCCUACGAUGCCACCACACACUUUGAGACAACAUGCAAUGACAUCAAAGACAUCUACAAGCGCAUGGCAGGCUCCGCCUUUGACUUUGAGAACAUGAAGCGCAAACAGAAUGAUGUCUUUGGAGAAGCUGACCAGUGAUUGCUGACCCUCCCCCAACCCUGGAUACCCUCUCCCCUGCUCUCUUCCAGGGCUAGGGAGAUGGGCAUGGCUGGGCACCCCUGUUUCCAGCAUCCUCUGCGUCCCCCACCACAUUCCUGUCACCCACCUCAUUGAUUCACUGACCAAAUCCUUAAUCUUAGUGAUGGUUCGGGAGAUGGGGGGGCGGGGGUUGGAUAGCGUUCUCUUUCUUGGCCCUUACUUAUCCUGGGAAAGAGGGUUCCCCUCCUUAUGUGUGUUUCUUCCCCCUACCAGUGAUUCUUCUGCUCUGUUUGGGAAGAACGUGGAGGAAAAGCUGACUUCUGCCCCCACUGCGCUUCCUCCCACUGUAGUGGCCUUUGGAGAUGUCCCCUGCCUCCCCCCCACCAACUCUCUUAUGUGUUGGAGAGAAGGGGCCCUCCCAGCACAAAGUUUCAUCCUGCAUUCCCCACCCCCGUUAAUUUAUUCUAAUUUAUUAACUUUUGCCCUCUCUGUCUGAGGAGUGCUGUACCCCUCCAUUGCAGUCUUGAGUGCCCGGGGCUGUGGAGCAGCUCCCUUGGCUACCUAGGCUACCCAGGAGGGGAAAGGGCUUGGGUGUGGCCCUGUUGGAGGUUGAUCUUAUUGUUUUUGUUUUUUGUGUCUUUGUGUUUGUGUCUUUUGGUACUUGCUGAGAGAGAAAUGUGAGCAAAGCAGAAGGAGGUGGGAAAAUGGAUCCAGAACCCCAGUGUACCCCCCCUCCACGACGUUCCCUUAGUGGUGGGAAACCCUUAUCUUGCAAAGUGAAUGAGCCCUUCCCCAACCUCUAGUGUAUUUCACAGAAAACAAAACCUCCCAAUAAAAUUGUGUGGAAACCUAA
Artibeus jamaicensis (Jamaican fruit-eating bat) is the source of this 2439-nucleotide messenger RNA. It is a transcript of the gene GDI1, whose product is annotated as GDP dissociation inhibitor 1. Gene Ontology annotation, molecular function: Rab GDP-dissociation inhibitor activity. NCBI's taxonomy places the organism in Eukaryota, Metazoa, Chordata, Mammalia, Chiroptera, Phyllostomidae. Gene Ontology annotation, biological process: vesicle-mediated transport; protein transport; small GTPase-mediated signal transduction. The transcript has 11 exons. Gene Ontology annotation, cellular component: cytoplasm. The record is from RefSeq and is a predicted model, not a curated record. Bases 243 to 1586 code for a protein of 447 amino acids.